Molecule: messenger RNA, 1920 nt
Organism: Drosophila hydei
Lineage: Eukaryota; Metazoa; Arthropoda; Insecta; Diptera; Drosophilidae
Exons: 2
Coding region: 383-1645 (420 amino acids)
Source: RefSeq, a predicted model, not a curated record
UUAAUUCGCAUUUCCCCCUAACAAAAAUUUGGCGGCAAAUUUGAACUGCAGCAUUACAGUGGUCACAAUCAAGCUAGAUAUAUGUAUCUACAUACGUCUGUGUGUUAGCGAACGACCGCAGUCUCUCGCAUUGUGUUGACCACGUCAGACGUUCAUUUAGAUGUAAAUUGAUCUUAUCGCUGAUACAAAUAGUUUUUUUUGUAAAGGUUCAUACACACACCUACAUCGCAGAAUUGUCUGACGUGUACCUCUCGCACCACUCGUUUAAAUCAUUUAAACUCACUUGUUGAUUACGCAUUAUCAAUUUUGCGUGUUUACACAAUAGUUUUAUAAAUCGCGGACAAUUUGCAAGAGCCGGCACAGUAGGAGCCCAGUAGUCAAGAUGAGCCAGCCAACAUUUGCCGACAUCUCUGCCAAGUUCAACGAAGCGACUUUGGAUGAGAUCGUUCAGAGUGCCGGUGGCACCAAGCACACCUCGUACAAGUUUGGCGAGGGUGGCAAGAAGGGCGACUCUUAUCUGAGUCGAGUGUUUCGGCUGUGUGUCUAUGGCGUUAAGGAGCCCGAGGGCAAACAACUGGAGGUGAAUGUUAUUGUCAAGGGCAUGCCGGACAACAUGCACAGGCGUCGCCUGUUCCGCUCCACGGACUUCUUCCGCAACGAAAUACAUUUCUACACGAAAGUCAUUCCCGCGGUGGAGGCUUUCCAGGCAUCAAGGCAGCCCAAGCCCAAGAAGCCGUUCGUUGAAUACCCCAAGUGCUAUGCAUCCUUGUGUGACGGCGUCAACGAUUUUAUUGCUCUCGAGGAUGUGGGCUUCCGCGGCUAUCGAUCGCCCAAUCGUCAGAGCUACAUCACGCUGGAGGACGCGCUCCUCACCAUGCGUACCAUGGGCCGCUAUCAUGGCGUGGCAUUAGCCUUCAAAGCGCUAGAUGCGAACAACUUUGAGAAGGCCGCCAGUGCUCUGGAGGAGACCUACUAUGGCGAGCACACGCGAGAGUGGUACAAGGGCUUCCUGCAGCUGGCCCAAAAUGUUGCCCUCGAUGCAGUAACCAAGACCUUGCCCAACACCAAGUACGAGACAUUGGCAAACAAUUUCCUGCAGCCUCAGAUGUUCGACGAUAUGAUUAAUCUGGUGUCAACGCGCUCCAAGUUGAGUGUCUUUGGUCAUGGCGACUGCUGGACGCCCAACUUCCUCACACGGUACAGCCAGGAAGGCGCCCCACUGGAAAUCAUCAUCAUUGACUAUCAGCUGGCACGCUGCGCCUCCGUGGCGUUAGACAUCAGUUUCUUUAUAUACUCUUGCACCAGCCAGCAGCUGCGUGAAGAGCACUAUGAUGAGCUGCUGCGCGCAUACUUGGAGAGCGCCCAGUCGCUCAUCACGGAUCUGGGCGGUGAUGCUGAGGCGAUCAUCUCCUGGGAUUCGCUGCAAGAGGAGCUACAACAGUUUGGCCGCUUCGGCUGCGGUAUGGGCAUCGAGUCGUUACCGAUGUCGCUCAUCGAGGACGACGAAGUGGCCGAUCUGGAGGGCAUUGUCGAGAGCGCCGUACUCACAGAUGUUUGGGAUAUAACGCCCUUUGAGCAGCCCGCCAAACAGCAGCGCAUCGCCGAGAUCUUCAAGCAUGCCAUUGACCAGGGAUACAUCAAGUAGGCCAGCUGGGCACCUAUAGACGCACUCCUCUCAAACAUUCAAGACAAUAAUUUGUACAUUAUAUAUAUUUCUAUGGGUGUGGGUGCGUCUGCGCAAUAUACCCUAUAACUGUAUUUUGGCCAGCGAGAAGUCGACUCGACUGUUGCCUUUUAUUCUUUACCUAAUUUGAUCAAAUGUGACGACUAGCUAGACGAAAACUCAAGUACUAACGAUAAUGUAAUAUACCAUUAAGAGGCAUAACAGCACAUGAACAUAAAUAUAUAAUCUACUGACAA